AUGUCAGGCCCAUUCCGCUUCAAUCAGCAGUCGGCCCCGUCACCGCUUGAGCGAGCCGCAUCCCCCUUCUCUGCUGCGCAACAGCCAGUGUCCUACAAGACCAACGUCAAUCGUGCAAAAACAAGAAAAUGGGUCGAGGCGAAGAAGAACGCAUACGACGGCGACGACUGGGGUGACUAUGACGAGUACGAUGAGUAUGGGGUAGACGAGAGCCCACAGCCGGAACCUGCACCUGCACCGCUUUCCAACCCACGGUACUACGGCCACCGGCCCCUGCAUGACACGCCGUCGCGGAGUUUCACGGACCCCUCACAAGCGCCACUGUCCAAGGCGCGCAAGAACUCGUUCGAUGCAGGCGAGGAGCAGCGGUCCUUUUCAGCGUCCAUACCUCACCUCCAGCAGCAGCAGCAGCAGCAGCAGCAGCAGCAGCAGCAGCAUCAACAACAGCAACAGCAACAGCCACCACCGCCGCCGCUGCUUCAGACUGGCGGUAUGGAACAACACGACACCGGUAGCUCUCCGCAGAAUCGAGACUUCAGCCCGUCUGCUAUGCCUCAACCGCUGCAUACACCCUUCUCCACGGGUCCAGCUGAUGUACAAAGCUCCCCACAGAACACCCAGUUCCCUCCGCGCAAAAGCAGCAUAGGACAGGGCAGCGUGCCACAGGGACCGAUCGACUUUAUUUCAAUCGCCGCCUCCCCACGAGAGCGCGCUGGUAGCCAGGACAAGGCCCUGCCGUUCAUCAGGCCGGCGGACAUCUACAAGCGGGUGGAGGAGGAGCGAAGGCGAGAGUCAAUGGACGCGCCACGACCCAACUCAGACGCAAUUUUUUCUCGUCCGACAAACGAGCCCAAGUCUCCAGCAGCAGACAGGCGGAACUUGCAGCCUCUGGAGACGGUCGGCGAGCGGAAAAGUGAGCACCUGCCAGAUCUAAACAUUGGGUCACAGGACAGGAGCGACCCUCAACCAUCACAGUACGACAAUCGCGUGCCGUCUGCACUCAAAGGCAUCCCGACUUUCGACAAUGACUUCUGGUCUAGUGGCCCGGACCUGCAGACACCUGCCAGCCACGCGCCUGUCGUGUCACCCUCCCAGGAUCAGGGGUUCCGCUCAGUAGUCGAUCAGGCUUUCACCCGCAGCGACGAUCAGCGCUCAGUGCCGCCCACACCUAUAUCGAAAGACUCUGACUCUGAUCUGAACAGGAGUAACACCGGCAGCACAUCUGGCAUCAGUCCUAUCAUGAGCCGUGUCCCAAGCUCCGCGACUUCAGCGCUGAAAGUCCGCAAUCUUGGCGAUGGUAGUACACCCGUGAUUGCAGAGGAGCCACACGAGGCAAGGACCCCAGUCUCCAGGCCAACCUCCGGCAACUUUCCGCAGACCCCGAACGCUUUCCAAGGCCACGCCCGCAACGUAUCAAACACUUCACUCCCACGUAGCGGUUUGGCGACGCCGACUCGAGGUGACAGCCCUGCACGAUCGCCUGCGUUUGGCCCCCAAAAGACCUUACCUGAACCAGAAGCAGCACAGAUUGCGACGGACAGCCCAGAGAUUAUGGAAGGUGGACUCAGCGGGCCCCACUCUGAUUACGCCACACGUGAAGCAGACAUUGCCACAGCCAUGUUGAGCAAUCCAGUGCGAGCAGCUCCCGAGCUUAGCGCUGCAGAGAAGCAAUCGCAAGAUGCGUUUCUCGAAUCGCAUAACGCGCAAUCACCUAUCGGCGAUGCCCUGCCACGAGACCGCUCAGAGUCGCCAAGCAAAGGUCGCGUACAGGCGCUGGCUGGUAAAUUUGGCGACAUAUCACACUCCAGGCGCGGCUCGACUCAGUCCAAUAUUUCGAGGAAUAGCAUGCAGUCGUGGGAGCGAAGUCAAGACAAUUCUCGUGCACCUUCACCAACAAAAGCCAGUCCAGGGAAGCCUGGCAGUUCCAAGAAAGAAUUCAGGCCGCACCUGCCUGGUGGAUGGGAGUCAUACGCUAUUACGACCCCAGCACCUCUCGAUCCGACUGAGACAGAAAAAGGGCUCGGUAUGGAGAGGACCCAAGGCCAGCCAGCAUUCGCUCCCGCUGCUCGUGUUGAUCAAACCGAGUCGGAUCGAGGCCGAGGCGUAGAGAAAGAUGCUCCAUUAACCCUUGCAGACAUUGAUCUCACGCCCACCACAAAGAAAGGUCAGGCUGCUGAGGUUGACACACCGGCUUUUGACCCCAUCUCGGCACUGAAGGACGCUGGAGCUGCCAUGACUGAGCCGUUACGUACAACAGCUGGGUUCGGCGGUUCUUCAGAGCAGGAGCAACAAGGUCGCCGAUCUCACGGCGACGUCUACAUGCCUCGACCAUUACAUAUGGAACGGGCAUCAUCUGCAAUCUCGAGCAUACCACCAACGCCACCAGCAAAAGACACCCCUGAAUCCGAGUUCCCACCAACACCACCACUGAAGGAACACUCCCCUGAGCUCAUGCCUAGACCUGAACGGCCGAUCAUGGCCCAACAACUCAGUACUGAUCCGUCGGCUGAUGACCAGGAGAGUGACCGGCUACGGAAGGAGAUAGUCGCAAGUUUAAGCCCAUUGCGAAUGUCGAGAGUCCCAACCGCUGACCCGGAUCACAAUUCGCUCCGCCCAGACAGCAAAGGUGCCGAUCAAGCUAGCUCCAUCCUCGACAGUUACUAUGCAGAAUUAGACAGAGGCUCGCCAAAGAACUCAAACGAGCUGGACAGAAACAUUCCUGAGCUUGCGCCCCUAAAAUCAGCGUCCUCUAUACAGUCUGCGAUGUCUCAGAAGCCUGCAGCCCUCAAAAGAUACAGUUGGGAGGCAAAAAGCCCCUCAGCGACACCCGAGAAGCAAAUCCAAGCUGAGGGAGUUCCUUCCCCAACGAUCGAGCGUGCAGUGGAAGAAGAGCAGCAGCAAUGGAACGAAGGCAUCCCGCAAGACCCAUACUUUGGUCCUGGCCACACCUUCACAGUGACCAAGCCAGAACCUUUGACGGAUGCCGAACUUGCAGCUCGUGCUGUUACACCUCCGCCGGGCUCUGGCUUGUCGCUUACAAGUCCCCCGACCCGCGAACAGACUAGGUCACCUGGGCUUCAUAUCGUCAACUCCGCAUUGGAUCCUGAAGCUGUCGAUCUUCCUCCGCGCUGGAGCGCUGAACAUUCUCCCCAGCCGCCGAAGGAGACCGAAGCAGUGUCACCAUCACAACAGCACAUGGAGCAGCAAGACACGAAUCCGGCAGUCUCUGCUCACACAGCAUUAACCGGAUCCAUAGAGGCACCUGAGUCAUCCGCGGUCCACGAACCUGAAACUAAAUCAUCUGCAUCCCUAAAGUCUCCCGCAUCGGACAAGCCUUUAGGUGCUCGAGAAAUUGCAACGAUUGGGUCGGCCGCGGAGCGUAUCGCUACUUACAACAAGACUCGCGACCAAUGGGCUACCACUGACCAUGGUCUGAGUGACUGGAUAGCUGCGACUUUCGAAGCUGAUCCAAGCCUUGCUACGCAAAGUGUGCAACCCUUCCCUCAGCCUAGGCCUCAGUCAGGGACGUUUCGCCACAAGCACACUGGCUCCCUUGCUAUGCUAGGCAAGUUCACCGGUUCGGGCAACAGCCAGCCCUCGGCCGGUGCAUACUACGAGCAGUACAAUUCGACAGCUGCGCAAGUGCCAGCCUCGUCGAACUCUCCAACUGCAGGACCCACAAAGACCGCCUCAGGUUUCCUAGGUCGGACUGCAAGUCAUUCGAUCCAGACCCAACAGAUGCAAGCUAAAGGCAAAGACUUACUUCAUACUGCUGGUGUGUUGAGCGGAAAAGGCAUGACAAGUGCAAAGGGCUUGUUUGCCAAGGGCAAGAGCCGCUUCAAUCGCGACAAGGUAGACAAAUAA
Ascochyta rabiei is the source of this 3864-nucleotide messenger RNA. RefSeq lists its product as uncharacterized. NCBI's taxonomy places the organism in Eukaryota, Fungi, Ascomycota, Dothideomycetes, Pleosporales, Didymellaceae. The transcript has 2 exons. The record is from RefSeq and is a predicted model, not a curated record. Bases 1 to 3864 code for a protein of 1287 amino acids.